Mauremys mutica (yellowpond turtle) is the source of this 2642-nucleotide messenger RNA. It is a transcript of the gene NUMBL, whose product is annotated as NUMB like endocytic adaptor protein. NCBI's taxonomy places the organism in Eukaryota, Metazoa, Chordata, Testudines, Geoemydidae. The record is from RefSeq and is a predicted model, not a curated record. The transcript has 9 exons. The coding region runs from base 135 to 1850 and encodes 571 amino acids.
CCCGGGGAGGAGGCGGCCGCGGCGCGUGCGUGCGACACUGUAACCAGGGGCCGGGGCCGGAGCCGGGGGCGGCCGGGGGGGCCGCUCGGUGCCUGCGGAGCCUGGAGCGCCCGGGCCCCGGCGGCGGCGGCGCGAUGAACAAGCUGCGGCAGAGCCUGCGGCGGAAGAAGCCGGCCUACGUGCCCGAGGCCAGCCGGCCCCACCAGUGGCAGGCGGACGAGGAGGCCGUGCGCCGGGGCAAGUGCAGCUUCCCCGUGCGGUACCUGGGCCACGUGGAGGUGGAGGAGUCGCGGGGGAUGCACGUGUGUGAAGAGGCCGUGAAGAAGCUGAAAACGAGCGGGCGCAAGUCGGUGAAGUCGGUUCUGUGGGUGUCGGCCGAUGGGCUGCGGGUCGUGGACGAGAAAACAAAGGAUCUCAUCGUGGACCAGACCAUUGAGAAGGUUUCGUUCUGCGCCCCCGACCGCAACUUCGACAAGGCCUUUUCCUACAUCUGCCGCGACGGCACCACCCGCCGCUGGAUCUGCCACUGCUUCCUGGCCCUCAAGGACUCGGGCGAGCGCCUGAGCCACGCCGUGGGCUGCGCCUUCGCGGCCUGCCUGGAGCGCAAGCAGAAGCGGGAGAAGGAGUGUGGGGUGACGGCCUCCUUCGACGCCAACCGCACCAGCUUCGCCCGCGAGGGCUCCUUCCGCGCCCCGGCUGCCAGCCAGCCCGCCCAGCGCCAGCUCGUGCUGCGCCAGAUCCAGGACAGGAAGAAAGCAGAGGCUGCCCCGGCCGCCGCCCCCUCGGCGCCCCCCGGCCCCGCCCAGCCGGGCAGCGUCUCCCCACCGCAGGGGGCCACGUCGCCGGCGGAGAAGGGGGAGGGGGGCCCCCCGCACGCCAUCCCGCGCCGCCACGCGCCCCUGGAGCAGCUGGUGCGCCAGGGCUCCUUCCGCGGCUUCCCCGCCCUCAGCCAGAAGAACUCGCCCUUCAAACGGCAGCUCUCGCUGCGGCUCAGCGACCUGCCCUCCACCCUGCAGCGCAAGGGCGACUUCCAGGCCAGGGGCGCCGUGCCAGAGCUGGAAUCGAGCCCGACCGGUGACAGCGACGGGAUCAGCGCCCUCUGCAGCCAGAUCGACGCCUCCUUCGCCCGCCCACCCGCCGACCCCUUCAGCCCCACGGCCGCCAACGGCACCGCCUCCCCCCCCGCGGGGCUCCCCCAAGGGCCGGCGGCCUGGGGCGAGCCCGGGGUGGGGGCCCCCCCGCAGGCCGCCCCGUUCCAGCCCGGACACAGGCGGACCCCGUCGGAGGCCGAGCGCUGGCUGGAGGAGGCGGCCCAGACGGCCAAGGCCCAGCAGGUGGCCGUGCCCGCGGCCCUGCCCGCCACGCUGCCCCCCUACCCCGUGAGCUACGACGCCGCGCCCGCCCCCCUGGGCAUGUUCCUGCCGCCCCACAUGCAGCCGGCCUACGUGCCCGUGGGGGCCUACCCGCCGGCCGGGCCCUUGGCGGCGCCCAGCGUCCCCGUGGUGGGCAUCACCCCCUCCCAGAUGGUGGCCCACGUCUUUUGCUCCGCCGCCCAGCUGCCGCCCUCGAACUUGGGGGGCAAGGCUGGCCCCUUCCCCCCUGCUCUGCUGGGCCCCGCGCUGCCCCCUCCCCCCCAGGCCCGACCCAGGUCCGGCAGCGCUGCCCCCUGGGCCCCCGAGUCAGGCCAGCCGGGGGCCCUGGCCCCUCCGCCCCCCACCGCCCGCCCCGGGCCCAAGCCGGACCCCUUUGAGGCUCAGUGGGUGGCGCUGGGGGCCAAGCCCCCCGGGGGGGCCGACCCGGGCAACCCCUUCGCCGGAGACCUGCAGAAAACAUUCGAGAUCGAGCUGUGAGCUGGGGGCGGGGGGAGCCACCGGGGCUCCCUGAGCCCCCCACUAUGGAACUGACUGUGGGGCCAGCUAGAGGUGGGGGAUGUACAGAGACCCCCCAGCCCCAGCGGGACAUAGGUCACCUCCUUGCCAAAGGGGGGGGCAGGCUGGGGAGGGGCCCCCAGGGCUGCUGCCCACCCCCGAUGGGGGGCUGAGUGUGUGUCCUGGUCACCGGAGGUGGGGCUGGGUCUGCUGAACUGCAGGGGAAGGUGGGGGUGAGAAACCUCCCUCCCCCCCCCCCCCCGCGCCGGUGAUGAAAUGGUUAACGGGUCCCUGGCUGGCUGCAAGGGGAGGGGCCCCGGGCUGGACGUUUGGGGGGCUGGAUGGGGGCACCCCCCAGCUCCAGGGGGGACGAGGGCUAACCCCCCCCCCAGUGUAAUGGUCAGGCCUGCGGGGAUGAGGCCCAGCAGCCCCGUGCCUGGGGGGGGGGGUUGGGGGCAGGUUAUGGGGGGCUGAGCAGAGGGAAAAGUGGGGGGCUGGGAUUGCUCCCCUGCAGGGAGCUGCUGGGGGGGGGGGGCUGGUUCUGGCCUUUUCACCCCGUAGCGGGGGAGUGUCACGGUGCCCCAGCGCCACCUGCUGGGGGGUGCUGGGACCUCCCCCCCCCGGUCCCUCAGCGUGGCCCAGAUGGGGAGUCUGGGGGGAGGGGCGAUUCUAACCCUAAAUCUUCUGGGGGGAGCUUCCCCCCCCAUGGGGAAAAACACCCAGAGCUGGAGCGUCUCCUGCCCAGAGCCCUGGCUGGGCCUGGCCUGGGGGGUC